Messenger RNA from Phragmites australis (common reed), 2531 nucleotides. Its product is annotated as BTB/POZ domain-containing protein At5g66560-like. The record is from RefSeq and is a predicted model, not a curated record. The transcript is spliced from 4 exons. Gene Ontology annotation, molecular function: protein binding. Lineage: Eukaryota; Viridiplantae; Streptophyta; Magnoliopsida; Poales; Poaceae. The coding region runs from base 369 to 2372 and encodes 667 amino acids.
AUGAUCAUCAGAGACGAUCUUACAGGUAGAGAUUGUACUAGAACAGUGGUUAAACAAGGAGAAAGCGAGUACGGGGGGUUCGGUAAACAAAGGUGGAGGAUACGUGCUUUUGAGGCAAGCAGAACGGCAUUCAAAAACCAAAAACUCCAUCUUGUCUUCGUCUUCCCCCACUUGGAAUCCUUUACUCCCACCAAAAACAAAACACCAGCACAGGACACCACUAUUGCAAGCUCUCCCCCUUCUCUGAUUCCCACAACACAAGCCACACACAUCACUCUUCCUACCAAGAAAUGCCCUAGCAGAGAGCCAGAGAUUGGAGUUUUUCUCUCUGUUACUGCUGUCUGCUUCUCUCUUGGAAGGGUCAUUCGAUGCACGGGAGGAAGAAGAACACACGGGGGAUGGCUCGGGAGGAGCAGCAGCAGCCGCCGGCCAGCUCCAAAGGCCAAGCAUGGUUCUGCACCACAGGAUUGCCCAGCGAUGUAGUGAUCGAGGUGGGCGACAUGACCCUCCAUCUUCACAAGUUCCCGCUAAUGUCGAGAAGCAAGAAGCUUCACGACCUCAUCACGAACAAGGAAUCACGCGAGGCCAAGCAGAGAGAAAGAGGAGGAGAGGAAGAAGAGGAUGCAGGGGAGAUCAGAGAGGAGGAACUGGUGCUGGAGGAGGACGAGGAGGCGGACGUGCACCGCAUCCGCCUGCCGGAGUUCCCCGGCGGCGCGGAGGCGUUCGAGCUGGCCGCCAAGUUCUGCUACGGCGCCAAGCUCAACCUCACGCCGGCCACUGCAGCGCCGCUGCGCUGCGCCGCCGAGCGCCUCGGUAUGUCCGAUGACCACUCCGACGACAACCUUGUCUCCCGCGCCGACCGGUUCAUAUCCCAGACCGUUCUGAGGAACCCCAGGGACGCCAUCCGCGCCCUCAAGUCCUGCGAGGGCCUCCUCCCCCUCGCCGACGACCUCGGCCUCGUGUCGAGAUGUGUGGACGCCGUUGCAGCCAAGGCUGCCGCAUCCACGCCCACCGCGCUCUUUGGCUGGCCCAUCGCCGACGAUGCCAGGGCCGGCGACCGCCAGCGCCGCAAGAACAACGCCAGCGCCGGGGCCACCUGGUUCGACGACCUCGCCGACCUGUCCUUGGCCACGUUCACCCGUGUCAUUGCCGCCAUGAAGGAGCGCGGCGUCGCCCCCGAGGUCAUUGAGGGGGCUCUCAUUGCGUACGCUAAGCGGUCCAUCCCCGGGCUAUCACGCUCCGGCAGGCACGUCGGCGAAGGGGGCGCCGCCGCCGCCGCCGCAGCCCCGCCGUCGUCGGAUGGCGACCAGAAGGCUCUUCUCGAGACCGUCAUCGCCAACCUCCCGGUGGAAACCAUCAAGAGCACUGCCCACACCGGCACGGCCGUGGGCUCCACCACGGCGCGCGUCCUCUUCGGCCUCUUGCGUACGGCGAACAUCCUUCAUGCAUCAGAAGCUUCCCGCGACAUGCUCGAGCGGCGCAUCGCCGCGCGGUUGCCCGACGCGGCCGUCGAGGACCUGCUCAUCCCAAGCUACUCGUACCUCGUGGAGACGCUCUACGACGUGGACUGUGUGGAGCGCAUUGUGCGGUACUUCCUGGAAGGCCGGGACGCCGACGAGGGCAAUGAGGAGGACGGCAGCGAGGCGGAGACGCCUGGCAGAGAUGCUAGCAGACGAGCCAUGGUGGCUGUGGGAAGGCUGAUGGAUUCGUACUUGGGCGAGAUCGCGACAGAUGCCAACCUGAAGUCGGACAAGUUCUGCGACCUCGCCUGGGCAUUGCCGGACAGCGCCCGCGUGUACGGCGACGGCCUUUACCGUGCUGUCGACAUCUACCUCAAGGCUCAUGCAGGGCUGACGGAAGAGGAGAAGGAGAAGGUGAGCGGCGUGGUGGACGGGCGCAAACUGACGCUCGAGGCGUGCACACACGCGGCGCAGAACGAACGCUUGCCGCUGCGGACGGUGGUGCAGGUGCUCUUCUUCGAGCAGCUCCAGCUACGCCGAGCCAUCGCACGGACGAUCAUGGCUAAUGAAGGGGGAGCGGCAGCGUCAGGGGAGGAAGGCGGUGACAGUGACGGUGGCGGAACGUGGCACGUGGCGGCACGGGGCAACCAGAUGCUGCGGCUGGACAUGGACAGCAUGCGGAACCGGGUGCAGGAGCUUGAGCGCGAGUGCACCAGCAUGAGGAAGGUUAUCGAGAAGAUGGACCGGCGAGGCGGGGCAGCCGUGGACAGAGGAGCACCGUCAGCGGAAGGGAGGUGGGGCUCGAUGGUGACGAAGCGGUUUGGGUGCAAGUUCCCAGCGCAGGUCUGCCAAUCACAGCAGCGGACGGUGGUGGGACGGCCUCGCCGGCCACGCAUUGAGCAGAGCCCCUGAAGCCAUUACACAUCAUAGCUUCCACUUCUUUGUUCUGUUCUCUUGAUUCUUUGCUUCGAUUUGUGAAAAAAGUUGAGGGUUUUCUCAGCGCGGGAUUGUGAUUUUUACCAUGCUUGAUCAUUGAAUUGCGUAGUAGCCGUGCACAAAUUGUAAUUGGAU